This is a messenger RNA of Scylla paramamosain (green mud crab), 1558 nucleotides long. RefSeq lists its product as uncharacterized. The coding region runs from base 370 to 909 and encodes 179 amino acids. Lineage: Eukaryota; Metazoa; Arthropoda; Malacostraca; Decapoda; Portunidae. The record is from RefSeq and is a predicted model, not a curated record. The transcript has 4 exons.
AUAAGCGAGGUCGCCUACUGCAUGGUUAGCUGAGUGUUUCCAUCAGUAGGUGAUCAACACAGGGAGUGGCGGCAGCUCGCAUAGCGUCAUGAGCGGCCGCCCGUGCCCCCUACACCCUGCUACCACCGAGGCCCGCAGCGGGAAGCAACAAAUGUGGCAACAGUGGCUGGGAACGGGAAGCGAGUGAUAAGCAGAGGUCUUCCUCCAAGUAGACACUGCUGCAGCAUGGCAGAACGGCAGCUCACACUCCUUUAUGCCUGAGGGGAGCAGGGCGCGGGUGGAGGCGUGGCGAGAGCGGAUCAGCUCAGGGCUCGGCAGGGCUUCACGCCGCGCCGCACUGACACACUCCACAGUCUGCCUUGCACGGCGAUGGUCGACGCCGCUCCGCUCGCCCUCUGGGCCCUGCUGACCGACAGCAACCUGGCUAGCGAGGGCGAGGCGGAGACCAGCGGCGGCAGGAAAGCGCGGUUGCUGUCCGUGAAGAUGUGGCCCCACUGGUCCACCCGGGAGGUUCAAGCCGCGCUGCUGCAGGCGGCGGGUCUGGCUCACUCCAAGUGGAUCUCCUGCACUGCCGUGAGACUGCGAGACGCGCGGGGAUCCCUCGUGCCCCUCACGCCCGCCACCCUCAGGUCAUCACCCACGCGGCCGCUGCACAUGGAAAUAAUGGCAGCAGGGCGAGGCGCCGACCUGCCGCUGCUGCCCACCGCCUUCAGGGAGACCGUGCUGACCAUCACGCAGAGACUCGAGGCUAGGAUGGCGGCGGUGGAGGCAGGACUUGUGGGGUUGGAAGGUCGCCGCGCCGCCCUGGUGGAAGAGGAGCUGCAGCAGAUUCAGGACACUCUUGCCUUCAUGUCCCGCCGCCUGGAGCUCACCCACGCCCCCGCCUGGGUCAAGAGCGCCCAGACGUGAGGUGGGCGCCCUUUCCACUCCUCCCCGCCCCCUAAUGCCUUCGCCGGACACUGCACGCAAGGAGAGGGUGUCCCGGCCUCUGUACACUCGCAAUUAUGACCUGUACUCUGAAACGCUUUGCUCUCUCACCACGACUGUUUUCCGAGGCCACCGAGAUGAUUGGCAGGGUUGUUAAGAGUGUUUCUCCUGUUCAUAAUGCAGAAAUGUUUUUAAUCUUUCACUAAAAUGGUAAAAGCACCCUUGAAAAACACGGGUCACUUCAAUUUAAAGGCUUUGGAAACUGGUGGAGGUGCGAGCAGAAGUUUUUCAGAAUAUGGUCCUAUAUCUUAUGUCAAAUACUUCCUGGUGUGGCUUGUGGCUUCAGGGAGUGUGUGUGUGUGUGUGUGUGUGCAGAGGGUCUCAAGUGGUGGGUGUAUAUGAGCUUCCUCACUUGAUGGCUGGUAAAGUAAGCAAGAGUCUCGUUUUCCUUAUCUAGUUCACGCGUCUGUAGGAGGAAGAGAAGGAGGAGGAGUAGGAGCCUGAGCUGCCGCCAGGGACUCGGUGACUGAAGGGACAAUACAAAUGAACCAAUGUAUAACAGAUAAUUUAAUUCAUCAGUGCUGUGUAUAUACAUUACUACGCAUAAAUAAAACAUCAAUACAAACACAGA